UCGCUGUCGGUGCAGCACUUCCUAGCGAUUGGCUCGAGCGUGUUUGUUGUUGGUCGUGACGUAUGAACCUCCGCUCUCACCAGGACCCUCCUGUUGUGCGUCGCCUCCGUCUGUGCGCUUGCAGAGAGCCACGGUCCGCACGUCAGUGUUUUUUUGGUUGUCAUGGCGGAGGGACGUGGAGAGCUAUUGCCCCAGCCGCCGCUUCACCUCUCUCUACCCCCGGCCAGCAAGCGUCCGUGUUUGCGUCCCGCUCCUCGAGGACCGGGUCCGGGGCCUGGUCCGGGAUUUCCGAACUCUCGCUUACGUUGCCCUGAAUCUCUACUGGACUGCGCUGCUAAGGCCGUAGCGGAGAAAUGGGCCUUCGAGAGGGUGGAGGAGCGCUUCGAGCGGAUCCCCGAACCAGUUCAACGUCGUAUCGUGUAUUGGUCUUUCCCGAGGAACGAAAGGGAAAUAUGUAUGUAUUCGUCGUUUCAGUGCCGAGUGGCAAGUGAAGAGGGUCCCGUAGUGGGCUCGAGCUCCUCCGUUGGAUCUGCUUCAGUUCCCGGAGGGGUGACGAACACAACCGGCAGCGCAGGGUCGGGGGGCACCGGAGAUGGACUGCCUUUCCGCCGGGGAAUACGGCUUUUGGAAACCGGUUGUGUGGACAAUGUCUUACAAGUCGGUUUUCACCUCAGUGGCACGGUCACGGAGCUGGCCACGCAAUCUGAGCCGGAGAUGACACACAAGGUGGCCAUUAGCUUCGACCGCUGUAAGAUCACUUCAGUGACAUGUGGAUGUGGCAACCGGGAUAUCUUCUAUUGUGCACACGUGGUGGCUCUCUCCCUAUACCGCAUCCGCAAACCCGAGCAAGUGAAACUGCGGCUGCCCAUCUCAGAGACACUUUUCCAGAUGAACCGAGACCAGCUGCAAAAGCUGGUGCAGUACCUUAUCACGGCCCACCACACAGAAGUGCUGCCCACAGCCCAGAAAUUGGCUGAUGAAAUCCUGUCCUCCAACUCCGAGAUCAACCAAGUACACGGGGCCCCGGAUCCCACUGCAGGAGCCAGUAUUGAUGAUGAGAACUGCUGGCACUUAGAUGAGGAGCAAGUGAGGGAGCAGGUCAAGCAGUUCCUCUCGCAGGGAGGUUACUAUGGCUCAGGCAAGCAGCUUAACUCCAUGUUUGCCAAGGUGAGGGAGAUGCUGCGGAUGCGGGACUCUAAUGGGGCGCGAAUGCUCACUCUCAUCACUGAGCAGUUUAUGGCUGACCCACGCCUGUCUCUAUGGCGACAACAGGGCACAGGCAUGACCGACAAAUGCCGACAACUCUGGGAUGAGCUAGGUGCGCUGUGGGUGUGUAUCGUGCUGAAUCCACACUGUAAGAGCGAAGAGAAGAGCGGCUGGCUGAGACAGCUAAAGAAGUGGGGAGACAUGGACAUCUGUCCUCUAGAGGAUGGCAAUUACGGCAGCGAGCUGCCCAACAUCACCAACGCUCUGCCACAGAGCAACCUGGCACAGGACUCACUGGCCCGGCCUAGGAGAACGGUUUUCACAAGAGCCAUGGAGGCCUGCGACCUGCACUGGCAGGAUAGUCACUUGCAGAGAAUCAUCAGUAGUGACUUCUAUAUGUCUCCAGCCUAUCAGAGAGAGGGAGAGAGCCUGCUCUUCAACCCCCAGGGUCUGCCACUGUGGUUGGAUCAUGUGCCUACAGCAUGUGCCAGGGUGGAUGCUCUGCGUUCCCAUGGUUACCCCCGGGAAGCCUUGCGACUGGCUGUUGCCAUAAUCAACACCCUCCGGCUCCAACAACAACGACAGUUAGACAUUUACAAGCAUCAGAAAAAAGAUCUGCUGCAAAGGGGAAUGACUAACACCACCAAUCUGGAGGGCUGGGUGGGCCACCCCCUCGACCCAAUCGGCUGCCUUUUUGCCACCCUCACGGAGACAUGCCGAGUAGAGGAUGAUAAUACCAUGGAUACUGGAGACUCUGGUGAGCCCAAGCCUCCAAUGUACCAGCAUGUGCCAGUGUGGGGAUGUCCAGACGGAGGGGAGUCGUACCUUGCGCUGGCGCUAGAGGUUGCUCUAAUGGGCAUGGGGCAGCAGCGGCUGAUGCCCGAAGGACUGUACGCCCAGGACAAGGUGUGCCGCAAUGAGGAGCAGAUUGUGGCCAAGUUACAGGAGAUGGAGCUGGAUGAUUUACUAGUGCAGACACUCCGCAAGCAAGCUAUCCUUCUUUUAGAAGGUGGUCCCUUCAGUGGUAUGGGUGAGGUCAUUCACAGGGAGAGCAUUCCCAUGCACACGUUUGCCAAGUACCUGUUCACUGCUCUCCUACCGCAUGACACAGACCUGGCAUACAAACUGGGCCUUCGUGCAAUGAGGCUUCCAGUGCUAGAGUCUACAGCUCCCUCAGGUGACAUUGGGCACCCUCACCAUGGCAUCUCCAUAGUGCCCAGCAGAUACCCACGCUGGUUCACACUGGGUCACCUGGAGUCUCAGCAAUGCGAGCUGGCUUCCACCAUGCUUACUGCUGCUAAGGGUGACAUGUUGAGAUUGCGGACUGUUUUGGAAGCCAUUCAGAAACACAUCCACUCCUCUUCCCUCAUCUUCAAACUGGCCCAGGAUGCCUUCAAGAUUGCCACUCCAGCAGAUAACCCUCCUGACAUCACUCUUCUCAAUGUAGCAUUGGAGCUCGGCCUUCAGGUGAUGAGAAUGACUCUUUCCACACUCAACUGGAGGCGGCGGGAGAUGGUUCGCUGGCUAGUCACAUGUGCUACUGAAGUCGGUCUGUGUCAAGCAAAAUCUACUCCAGUCCUUCCUGAUUUUAGUCUAAGAGCAUUGGUCAGCAUCUUACAGAGCUGGUACACUCUCUUCACCCCCACUGAAGCUACCAGUAUAGUGGCAGCGACAGUGAUGUCCCACAACACCAUCCUGCGCCUGAGCCUUGACUACCCGCAGCGGGAGGAGCUCGCCAGCUGUGCGCGCACUCUGGCCCUACAAUGCGCCAUGAAGGACCCCCAAAACUGCGCCCUGUCUGCCCUCACCCUCUGCGAGAAGGACCACAUCGCCUUUGAGACAGCAUAUCAGAUCGUCAUUGACGCCGCCUCCACAGGCAUGACCUACUCUCAGCUCUUCACCAUCGCCCGCUACAUGGAGCACCGCGGAUACCCCCUUCGAGCCUUCAAACUGGCAUCUCUCGCCAUGACCCACUUGAACCUGGCCUACAACCAAGACACGCAUCCGGCCAUCAACGACGUGCUGUGGGCUUGCGCCCUCAGCCACUCCCUGGGUAAAAAUGAGCUGGCCGCCAUCAUCCCCCUGGUGGUCAAGAGCGUUCACUGUGCCACAGUGCUAUCAGACAUUCUGCGCCGUUGUACCAUGACUGCCCCCGGUCUGGCCGGCAUACCUGGCAGGCGAAACUCGGGCAAGCUUAUGAGCACUGACAAAGCACCAUUAAGACAGCUACUGGAUGCUACCAUCAGCGCCUACAUCAACACCACCCACUCCCGCCUCACACACAUCAGCCCACGCCACUAUGGAGAGUUCAUAGAGUUCCUCAGUAAGGCACGCGAGACCUUCUUAUUGGCCCAAGAUGGCCACAUUCAGUUUGCCCAGUUUAUAGACAACCUCAAACAGAUCUAUAAGGGCAAAAAGAAACUCAUGAUGUUGGUACGGGAACGAUUUGGUUAAACCUCACCUGACGACAACAAGGGACUCGUUCUUCUUUCAUCAUUUAUUUAAGGCAUUAUUUUCUUGUACUAUUUUGUAAUCUUUUGUGAAUUUUUUUAGUUUUAUUUGUUUCUUUUCAUUUCUCAUUUUUAUUGUGAACAAUCCUUGUUCCCCAUGUCUUUCUACCAGGUGGACCCUGUGGAGGGGAGAACAAGUGUAAUUAUGAUAUUAUGUUUUUGUUUUGUUUUGGCUGGUUCUUGAUUUUGUUUAAUUGAGAUAUUGUGAUAAAAAUGUAAAAGUGGCACAUAAAGAGAAACCAAAUGAUUUUGUGGUAAAUUUGAGCUUGGGGUAUCCUCAUGGGUGAUGGUUAGUUUUGGAAGGACACUCGAAACAAAUGAUCAUUCCUAAAACACUCGCACACAGUGUUAAUGUAAUUCCUCGAUCGUAUUUUAAGGAUCAGCUUUAACUCUCUGAAAAAGGCCUGAUUUUAAGAAUAACCAUGGUGGGGUAAAGUGGCCGAGAUUCAGAUGGGCACAUCACCUCAAACCCAAGUAAAGGAACCAUAACUCCAACCUCCAACAAUGACUCGAGUGAGCCACAAGACAUAAGUCCUCCCCUCUCUCCUGUGUUUCUUACUAUCAGCUCAUCUUGUAUCUCUGUUCCAAAAUUCAGUGCAAGUACUUUUGUGGAAGACGCCGACAAAAAAAAAAAGAACCUGUGUGCUAAAUCCCUCUAUAUUUGCGUGUGAAGGGCACACCAGAGAAUGCUGUUCCCUAAAUUUGCUGAAUUUGUACAAAACAGCUAUAUGUAUCCGACAGAGUCUAACAUAAUCAGUCAUAUAUGUUUCACUGUUUCAGUGAAAAACAAAACAAAAACACUUGUGUGAGAUUGAGUAGCAGUAAUAAUAUUUAUGUACUAGCACUUCAUUAAAUUCCACCCCUUACAUGAUGCAUUUGGAUCAGGAAUUAUUUACUGUGUACAUAUUACUAAAGAUAAAUGCUUUGACAAAAAUGGCUAUAUUGGCAGAUAGACAAAUUACUUGCCGUGAUAUCUUACACAUUCCAUGACCUUCGCCCUCCACAAGUGCCCCAGUGGAUCUGAACACUUAGAAUGCACUCUGCGGCUUCCAUCUUAAGGAAAACGAAAAGAAAGAAGAAACGAGAAGAGAGAUGCUCAACUCCGUUCUCAGGGAAUCACUUAAAGAAACAAAACAGAAAAAAGAGUAGCAUAAGCAUUUAAGAUAUUGUAAAUAUGAAAGUGUCAAUUCAAAAAAUUGUAAAGUUAUAAUUAUUUAUGAGAACUGUAUGUUUUUUCUUUUCGGAUACUUGAAUUUGUUGGGCUGGGAAUGUAACAACCGUUAGAGGAAAGACUUCAGAAACAUUUCUCAGGUGUUCCUGUGUACAUUUCUGAUUUACUGUUUUAUUUGUAUCCUUUAUAUUAUAUAUUUUUUCUUUUGCAAGAGGAAGCAUGUAAAGCUUGAAGAAAGGAGAGGACAAAUGUUAUUGAACAGACUAUGCAGAACCACUUCUCGAAUUUUCCCUCUUCCCGAUCUUCCUCUGUCUUUUCCCCUUGGGGGUGUUCCUUGUUUGGCUCGAGUAAGGGUGCUCUCCCCAAAUGUAACAGUUUGUAUCUGUAAGUAAUCGGCACAAGCUGCAAGUUUGGAUGGACUUAGCCUUUGCUCUAUAUAUGACUCUACUUUGAAGCCUUUACUGAAAGCACUGCAUGUGUUUCAGGACAUUGUGUUGCCAAUGUCAAUGGAGUACAGCACAGAAAAUGGACCUACACCUUCAGAUUGCCCAAAUAAGGAAGAAGGGCAUCUGCUAUUGCUUUCCUUUGUGAUGACGUGUUCAACACACUUUAGGGUUGUGAUAUCCUGUAUUGGGGCUCAUUGAGGGUAGUAAGGUCUGUCUGUUUAGAGGUUGUGACUUACCAUAGCCUAAUUAAGACAUUGAUGUUUCAUUAAUGGUUAAAUCUUAAGGAGAUUUCUAAAAAUUGAUGGCUACGUUCGGCCGAUUUAAUUUAAAUAGUUUUCCAGUUUCAGUUUUGGUUGGCUUUGUUCACAGCAUUAGUUUCAAAGUUCAUACUAAUUGCCUCAACUGUGGCAUCCUCAAGUCACAUUAUGCAGCCUUUUUUCCUCAACCUGCUCAGUCAGGGAGAUCAAUGGAAGGACCUGAGAAAGUUCACAGAUUAGGGAAACUUUCCUUCUUUUUUUCAUUCAUCUGCAGGAUGAUCAUAGUGCUGCCUGUUUGAUUUAUAAAAAAAAAACACACACACACACACACACACACACACACACACACACACACAUAUAUAUAAACAAAGGAAAAAAAACAAGCAUUUUCUGUAGCUAACUAGUUCGUCCAAUGGCAUUGCAAAAAGAGAAUAACCUCCUCUGGCUUUUAAUUUCUCUCUCUGUAAUUUCUCAGUGUCUGUAUGUGUUAACUGUACCAGUGUUUUGAUCUGUCCCUAGAGUUUAGAAGGAAAAAAAAUAAUAAUCGCUGGUAGAGAUUGUUCACUAGUUCAUCUACUGUUUAAUUUUGUUUUGUUUUAAUUUAAGGGAAAGUGUUUGUCGCCUCUUUGUGCUACUGAAUUAUAAAAAGGUAUCCAGUAUUUGUUGCCACAAAAGUAUAGUUCAUCAACACUUUUUGUUUGUGCAACCUCUUGAGCUAAUGUCUAUAAACAAAAAUUUAUUACUAUUUAUGUAAUGCUACUACCAUUUUAUAUGAUUUGUGUUGAAUUUCAGUGCUUUUCUAUAAAUAAAGUGUGAAACACGUA
This is a messenger RNA of Xyrauchen texanus (razorback sucker), 6414 nucleotides long. Its product is annotated as zinc finger SWIM domain-containing protein 5-like. Bases 163 to 3660 code for a protein of 1165 amino acids. Gene Ontology annotation, cellular component: Cul2-RING ubiquitin ligase complex. The record is from RefSeq and is a predicted model, not a curated record. Lineage: Eukaryota; Metazoa; Chordata; Actinopteri; Cypriniformes; Catostomidae. The transcript has 14 exons.